Zootoca vivipara (common lizard) is the source of this 5547-nucleotide messenger RNA. The record is from RefSeq and is a predicted model, not a curated record. Lineage: Eukaryota; Metazoa; Chordata; Lepidosauria; Squamata; Lacertidae.
AGGUCACAGGGGAAGUUGCUGGUGGAGACGGUGCAAUUCUGGGGGUUGCAUAGAGCAAGCAUUUGGGGUUGCACAGGAGAGCAAUGAAAACAGCUGGGGCUCUGGAGGGAACACAUCUGGGGUGUUUCGGGGCCAGCUGAGACUUCGAGGGUCGCACUGCAGCACUUGCGGGGUCAAGCUGGUGGAGCGAAGUUCUUGCGACUUGAGAGGAGUUUCAAGGGGUGUGGCUGGAACUGAGGUUGAGAGUUCGAAUUGCCAUGCUUUUGGGGGGGGAUGAGGAACUAACGGGAACGACCCUGAAAAAAGCCAUACGGUACAUUUUGGGGAGGGGGCAGGAAUUAAGAGGCUAAGGAGGCAGCAGGCAACAUCCCAAGAGUGAUUUAAGGCCUGUUAAAUGUGCAUAUAUAUCACUUCCCACCCAAAAAACACCCCAAAGUGACUUAUCGAGCAAGGUGCAAGAGAUGAAAAUGAAACAGAUGUUGUGAUGGUUGGUGACACUUGGGGGCUGAACCCUAAUGCAACUAGGUCUGUGAAGAAUUAAGGGUGGUGUUAAACUGCAGGUGCUUUCGAAGGGUCAAGCCAACUUUGUUUGGGAUCCCUUGGUGGAGGCUGCUGCUGCUGGGUCAUGUUAGGGGACCUGCCUUGAGGGUUGCAGGGGUUUGGGGGAUACAGGUGGAGGCUGAGAUAGUAUGGGAAUGACUGAGAAGUGAUGAUUAGAAAAUGGUAGAGGGAUUCUUGUUUUGUUUUGUUUUUGAAGGAAACAGAAAAUUGGUGAUAAUGGAGGAAUCACGUUGGAUUGCCUCAGUUGGGAGGCAGAGUCCAAGGGUCGUGUCCUACCCUGCGCGGAACUUAUGUCCUGGGAGACCCAGCCUUCAUACCACGGCAGUGGUGUCUAUGGGCUCAGGUGACCACCGCUUCAACCUGGCUGAGAUUCUUUCCCAGAACUACGGAGUGCGGGAAGAGACUGAGGAAGAGCAGCGGCAGGAACACUCACAGGGGAAAGCAAAGCCUUUGGAGGACCUAGAUAAGAGCUUCAAUGCCUCCCAGAACUCUGAAAUGCCGUUCGAGGAAUUGCUGGCACUCUACGGCUAUGAAGCCUCUGACCCCAUCUCCGAGCAGGACAGCGAGAGCAACGAUACCUCACCCAACCUUCCAGACAUGACCCUGGACAAGGAGCAGAUAGCGAAGGACCUGCUUUCUGGGGAAGAGGAGGAGGAGACACAGUCCUCAGCCGACGACCUGACCCCUUCCGUCACCUCCCACGACGCCUCGGACCUUUUCCCCAACCAGAUGGGAUCAAACUUCCUCGCUGACGGAGGCAAAGGCCGCUGCUCCUCCCCGUGUGCUUCCUUCUCGGCCGAGGACUCAGAAGAAGACGCCAUUCCUGCCAACGAAUGCAAGAAGGAGAUCAUGGUUGGUCCUCAAUACCAGGCAGCUGUUCCUCUCCUCCACCUGAACAGGCAUGGCGAAAAAGUCUACGAAAACGAUGACCAGCUUCUUUGGGAUCCAAACAUCCUCCCCGAGAGGGAAGUGGAAGAGUUCCUUUACCGAGCCAUUAAGAGAAGGUGGGACGAAGUCUCAAACGCCAGCCUUGCAGAGGGGGACACGGUCAAGGACAAUGAGCAAGCGCUGUACGAACUGGUGAAGUGCAACUUCAACGCCGAAGAGGCGCUGCGGAGACUCCGGUUCAACGUGAAGGUCAUUCGAGAUGAGCUUUGUGCCUGGAGCGAAGAGGAAUGCAGGAAUUUUGAACACGGGUUCCGGGUCCACGGAAAGAACUUCCACCUUAUCCAAGCAAACAAGGUCCGCACCCGGUCAGUUGGCGAAUGUGUGGAGUACUAUUACAUGUGGAAGAAAUCGGAGCGCUACGACUACUUCACCCAGCAGACGCGGUUUGGAAGGAAGAAGGAUUACGUGGAUAAUUUUUUGGAUGGUGGCGAAGUAGAAAGUGCCAGUCGUUCGCGAAGUUCCCCACCCAUCCCAUCGGCCACUGGAUGCCUUGACUCUCGUUUCAACCCAGAUCACCUGGCAAUCGAAAGCACAGAACCUUUGAGCAUCGAGAGUGCAGCGUGCAGUUUGGGCAGCACGAGUGAGUCGGGCCACGGCUAUGAGUACAGCACCCCUUCAGAAACAAACUGUUCCUUCGACCCCGCUGAGGAAGCCGCUGCCGGCAGCCGUGCGCCCGCUUUCCUGCAGCACCCGCCAAACACCCCCGAAGCCGGCUUCUACCAGGUGGCCGCAGCCGGCAAGCAGGAGCCGCUGCGGUGCUCGGGGAACGCCCUCGCCGUGGACUUCACGCUCCCUGGGAAUGUCGCGGAGGGGCUGCCUUUAAUUUCCGGCCACGUGGGACUGGACAGGGAUCCAGAGACGUUGGUGGCCCCCGCUCAAGUGUCCUUAUCGGUCCCGGAUUUCAGCCUCCUCGGCAUUGGAGAUGUAAAUAGCUUCCUGGCCACUCAGCAGGCCUGCCCAGCUCCCAGGGGCCACUCGGAGUCCUUGUCUCAGUGACUGAAGCCUCUGUGUAGGGGUCCGCUGAAGGACGAAAGCUGGCAGAACUGGAUGGAAUUUCCCUUUGGGGAGGGGGCACGGAGAUGGGUCAGCCUAUCGUCACCCUUCCUUCCCCCCCACUCUCCCCCAGGGCCAUGAGUGCCGGUCAAGAGCCGUCCGGUCCUCGCCUUUCCAAAUCGCAGGGGGGCAGAGGGGGCACCCACUGCUCUUUCUGCCCCUGUGCUCGACGUCCCUCUGGUGAAACCAAACGCCUCUGUCGUGCUCUCUCACACAGCUUUGCAAAAGAGAGAGAAAGCUGAUGGAGGAGGUGAACCCGUGACCCCCAUGGGGCCGUUGUAGAUGGGGGGCAAAGCCAUGCAGGGUGUAGACAAAGUCUUCCUCCCCAACAACCCUCCCCUGGGCAAGCUGGAUAGCCAGCAUCUCAACCUCCCGGUGCAAUGUGGGAGGCCGCAGAGAUAAGAGAGGGUUGCCAGGAGCACUUUUAGAGAAGGAGCUGUAUUGGUGGGGCGGAAAGCUUUCACGCACGGCGCGAGCGGACGUGGGACACAACUGGUCACAAAGGUGCAGAGCAAGCUGGGUUGGGCACUUUCCUUCAGUUGUGGUGGCACCUCUGUUUAGUUUUGUUUCCAGUAGCAGCGGGGGACGUUCCUUUUUGCCAAACCUUGCAGCCGCAUCCUGGUUUGCCAUAGGGUGGGUGGAAUCGUCACCCUGCUCCCGCUUUUGUCCCUAGGCAAGCACGCCGCCCCAGGCUUUUUUAAAGGCACCCUCUUAUCGGGACCCGCCUUCUGGGCAGAGGGAGAAACUUCAUCCCCUCCAGCAGCAUCCUGCAUUACGAAGACGGUAAUCCACACGUCGGGGCCUUCCGAGGAUGCAUCGGCUUCCGGGGAUGCAGACGGGCCGGGUGACGGGUUGGGGAGGAUGUGGAGGGGCAGAACGGAAGAAGGCUCCUUGGCCCUGUUGCCAAAACUGCACAGCUCUCAGGUGCGGGGGGUGGGGCGGGGCACUCCAGGGGUUGACAUUCGCCGUGGUGAUCAGGAGGCCAGGCUUCCGAAAGCCAGCAAAAAUCUGCGCGUUUGCUUUUGCCGGAAGAGAGGCGGUCGGGUAGCGGCAGGAGCACAGGGCUGCCGGUUGGAGUGCCAAACUGAGACUCCGGGGAGGGAGGUAUACAUGCGUUCUGUGCGUGAGAGAGAGCAUGAAAAGUGACUGUGCCCGCCCGCCCGCCCCCCCCCCCCACCUUGCCUGGUUCGGCCAGCAGGCAAAAUAAUACGAGGGCGAUGGGGGCGGACUCUGUGCCAUUCAAACCUCCUUGUCUCCUUCUUCCUCCAUUUUUCUCAACCCCUCUCUUCCACCUCAGCCAUGGGGAAGUUCCCCCCCCCCCCCGUUGCUGGUAAUAUGGUAUAUCCCUUUCCCUAUCAUUUUCAAUUUGUGGUGCAGGGCGAUGGUGGUUCGUGGCAGCAUUCAUACCCUUAACCUAAUUUUGCCCCACCCUUCGAGCAUCCACCCAUUCACUAAUUUCUUGGUCAUGCGGCUAGGGACUUUUCUUCCAAACUCCUGUGUCUGUCUCUCUGCACAAACCUUGGUUUCCCCCCCACACCCACCCACCCACACAGACACCACCCCACAUUUCCAUGAAGGCAGUUUCCGAGUGGCGGUUGGCAGCCGUGCAUUGCAGGCUCUAAUCAUCGCUUCGUUGGCCUCCACUGAAGCUGGUGGCAGCAAUCGUGGUUGUUGCACAGUUCGCACCUGCCGUGCGAAAGGCAGGGGAGAGUCUUGCAUAAGUGUCGUGCCGGCUCUGAUCAGAGAGGCAGGCGGCAGGUUAAGAGAGCUAGAGAGGGCUCGUUUAUUACUAAAUGUGGGGCUUGUGGUUGCGGACCCAGCAAACAGAGCACAGUGCGUUGUGGCAGCAGGUCAAGUGAGACUCAAAUGUGCAUCCAUGCCUACUUUGAAGAUUCACAGGAGUUGGCGAAGACGCAGCUGCCGGAGAACUCCAAUAAGUGAGUUGUGCAACGGUUAUCUAAUACCACCCAAGUCAUCCCGGGUCACCGCUAUUCCAUCGGCUGCCCCUGUGACCGCCUUGACUACGAGGCCUCAAUGAGGACUGGUGGCUUGAUCACCAGCCGUGCUGCUCUGGCGUGCAGUUUUCCUUUGGUGUAGCAUUUUGCAGCUGAGGUAGGGCCACCCAUUCCGUCGGCCGUUAUGUCUUCUGCUUCCUCUUCUCUCUCUCUCUGCCCACCACCCCACUUUUGCUUCCUUCAGUUCAUGCCAGUCCAAUCUGGACCUUCCCCAGACAAGCCCGCCCACAGCUCUCAGGGGUGCAGUUUUCUUCCUAUGAGUGCUCUGGAUACAACCCAGAGGUGCUGCUGUAGGGUUGCAUAAUUUCCUUUGCACGUGUUGGGAAGGAGCCUUCGACAGUGCGGGGGGGGGGGAGGGGGUAACGACACCCCCCCCCAUUCAAAUUUCUUGGCAUUCCGGUAUAGACCAUAGAGAAGAUCUUAGGAAAACAGACAUGUCUCCAUCCCUGAGAUAAAUAACGCAGUGGUACCUGGCCUGUUUCCUCAGGUCACCCAGGUAUGAGCUGCCUCUAAAAGUCCCAGAAUUCUCCGGUUCCUGGAACUUUUAAGAAAUCGGUUUUUUGUGUUUCCACUGCAUUGCACCCAAAUAAAUGCCUCUGGGUUUACACUGGGAUAUGUUUUCCCACCCCACCCCCAUCCGCCAGGGCAGCCUCUGUAAAAAACAGGGGGAAGUGAAAUUUGACCCACUUAGCUGCCCAUGAAGCACUCUCACCUGUUCAUAAUACCCCUUUUUCCUUUUUUUUUAUUUAAGGGAUGCUUUCUUGCAACAUUUAGGAAACUUUCUCUCCACUGACUCUCUGCCAUCUUGUUACCUAUUUCCUAUUUCAUUUCUCUCCCUCCCUCCCCCAAUUUCAUAUUUUAAUAUGUCUAAUUUAUAAAUGUAUUCUUUCUCCUCCCCCUCCCCGCAGAAAAAUGUUUGUUUACAGGUUGUGGGGAAGCGGGAUAUAUAUAUAUAUAUAUAUAUAUAUAU